AUGCGGUUGCGUCUAGAAACGUUUUAUGACGAGCAAGUGCUAUCGUGGAGCAAGCUGUUGCUCUCGAUACUCGGCCUCUGGCCGGAGAGUCACGACAAUUUAAAAUUUUUCUUCUUCGCCACGUACAUCAUAUGUGUUACAGCGUUGUUGAUCGUGAAUCUGCUACAAAAUAUGCACGAUGCCGAGAGGAUCAUGAGGAACAUCACUUUUUCCUUCCCGAGCGUGCUGAUCGUGCUGAAGAAUCUGAUGUUCCGAUGGAAGAUGAACCAACUGUCCUCCGUAUUGGAAGCUGUGAGGAAAAACGUCGGGGAGGGACUUUAUCAAAGCCCCGCUGAGAAGUGCAAAGUGAUUUGGUAUAACGUGGCGUCGACGUUAUUCGCCACAUCGUCCGCUACGUCAUUGUUCUUUGUUCCUACGUUAUAUUACACAAUACCAAUUCUCAGCUGCAUUCUAUCAAGUUCCGGCAACUGCACUCUUCCGUACGAGCUGCCUGCUCGCGUAAAUCUCGUCUACGAGAUAUCGGAGAUGCGCUCGUACGCGCUAUUUUGCGCGAUUUUAAUGCCAUCCAGCACGCUCCUGACGAUCGGCGCGACCGCAGCGGACAGUCUUCUGGUUUCCCUGACGUUUUAUUUGUGCGGUCAGCUGUCAAUUCUCGGUCAUCAUGUGAAAAAUACCGAUCCGCGAUCCCUCAAGUAUCAUUACGAGAUGAAGGUUCUCAUGGUGCGUCACGCGGAGCUCUUGCGAUUAGCGAGCAUCCUGGCGGAUACGUUUAGUUCGCUUAUGUUCGUGCAGACGAUGGGUCUGAUAUUUUCCCUCUGCAUUGUGGCGUAUCAACUUCUUAUGAACGUGGAAAGCGGCAAAGGAUUGAAUGAAAUCAUUCAUUUCAUGAUUUACUCGGCAGCAGUAGUAUUGUUGGCGUUCUGCUAUUGUUUCCUGGGAGAAUGUUUGAUUAGCGAGAGCGUGGCAUUGGAUUGGGCGUGUUACUCCACAAACUGGCACGAAUUGCCAAUUGAGUCCGUGCGUCUUCUAAUGAUAUGCAUUGCUCGAUCACGAAAGCCGUUAUGUUUAACGGCCGGAAAGUUUUAUAUCUUUUCCCUGGAAACAUUCGGCACGGUAAAUUUGACGAUUCUUUACGGAAUGAUCUUGAGGCAGGACAGCCACGGAUACUUUACGCGAGCCUUUUAUAUUUCUCAUUCGCUCGAUCGCAAAUCAAUUGGAAUGGCCGAGGAUACAACGCAUUUUUUCUUUACAGAUCAUGAAGGCGUCCAUGGCGUAUCUGUCGGUGUUGAGAACCAUUACAUAGAUCAGCGGACUGAAUAACAAAUGACGAUAGAUUUUAACUUACCCGACACGUGGAAGUUCACGAGAUACUUAUUUUUUGAACGAUAAAAACAAUUAUUUUUGUGUAACGUGUAAAGUGAUGAUCGAUAAGGCCGAUUAUAAAACUGUCAUUCAAGCGGAAAAUAUCAACUGAAUAACAAAGAUUAACCUUACACCGCAAUUGACCGCAGAUCGCAAUGUUCAGUUACAUUCGAUGUGAAGGAUGAUGGACAGGCGGACAGACGGGCGCAGAAGAAAGAAAAUUUGUCGAUCACGACAGAGCGAGACGAAUUGAAUUCGAGACAAUUCACUGAGACAACACGCGCUGAAAUUUCGCCUCGCUCUGAAGCGCGACGCGACAUCGCGCAGAUUUUGGCUGGAGGAGACGUGGAAAAGAAAAAUUUAUUUCUGUUUAUUCAGAAAAGAUACAGAGAGUGUACAUCUGUUGAAUGAUACAAAUCAUAACGUGUCCUUGCCUUUUAUGCCUAUUGCCGGUUGCGAGAGUGCGAGCGGCGUCGAUCGGUGAUUGUUGCGCGCGCGCGCGUAUUACAACAAUUCGUCUUCGAUUCUGCCGGUCGAGCGGCAUGCACGCGAAACGCCAAACAACGAUACUCGCGACGCGUUUUUCGCAUUUCUUCGGGGGGAACAUUCGCAGAAAUGUCCGGAAAGUCGCAGAAUCGCACGCCCGGGGAGAAAUCGCGGUUGUUGAUCAGCGAUCGAAGGGUACGUCUCUCGUGGACGUAACGUGAGAAUCGGCUGCUCGCAGAAACGUCACGCACGACCGAGAUGCGUGCAAACGUAAACUCAUGCGGCUCGCAAUGUGUCUCUCUUUCUCUCUCUCUCUCUUACGAUCUCAGCAAGCAGCCGAGACCGAUUCGCGAGGACACGCGCGCGAUCGUUCCCGUAUAACAUGGGGCUUUUCCCACACGUGUUUCCAGCCGAUUGAGAGUAUUAAUCUCCCCGCUUGAUUUCUCAUCGCAGGAUCAGAGAAAGUUCCAACGUGAUUCGGCGUUUCUGUGAAAUUCCAAGCGUCUGUCCCGAAGGGACGAAUUCAGGACCGGAACUCUCGAUGCGGACGCGGCAACAGAAUAAAUAUUUAUGUACAGGAGGCUCGAGGUACGAAGGAGACACAUCGUGUGUAUACGGUAAAAUCUGCAAGAAUUCUUACAGCGAAGUUUCGACAUCCGUGAUAUAAGACGUGGGAUCCUGAGCGAUCCGUUACGGGUUUUCCCGGGCGCGCGGAUCACGUGCUUCUCUCACGAGAUAAAUCUCUCUCCGCGCUCUCGGUUUUUCCUUUAAACCGCAUCUCUCUCUCACUCCGUUUCGUAUCCCCUUCUCUCCCCUCCUCUCCUCCGGUGUUUCUCUUCAUACGCAACAAAAGGAUAAGAUUGCGGAGAUGAGAUAGUAUGCCCGUUUUCGCGUUAGUUCCUUGCCCUAUAAAUUGAAAUCGCGACAACCACGUCAGCCAACGGUGGUGGUUUUCAGGACGGAAGAGGCUACGCGAAAAUUCAGAGGAUGUGCUACAGACAUGUCUAUGGUUGUUUCCGAGAGAAAUUAUGAAUUGAACACGCCACAGCCUCGAAGCUGAACGAGAGGGAACGUCGAUAAGGCUCGACGUAUACAAGGAUAAUAUUGAUGUUCACUGCUCGCGAUCCCUGAUGGCAAUUCCCGGCUAACGAUCGUGGACAACGAUCCUCAUUCUUAUUCUCGUUCGCAUUCAAUUCUCGUUUCAGUUGUAUGUGUGCAAUGUACAAUUUCCCAAGCUUAAAACCUAUUAUUAUGCAAAUGAUGAGCGGUAUAGUCGAUGCACGACGGAAACGGCGAUUACAGUUUCACGAAAAACCGAAUAAGUUGAGAAAUACGAAUUUUCAGAGCUCCAUAGAAAUAUAAAGGGAGCUCGGAAAAUUACAUGUUCAUUUAAAGAAUGUGGCAAUUUGAAUAUGUAUAUACGAAUUUAUAUAUAUAUACACACACACACACAUGUGUAUGGAGAAGCAUGUGUAAUAACAUUACAGAUAUAAAUCGUAUAUGAACAUAUUUCAACUUUUGGCAAAUUAUAACUUGUCUGGUUUUUCGUGAAUAAUCGAUUUUUCUUGUGUAUCGACUGUAUUGUAUAUCGUUGGGAAUUUAUGUGAUUAACAGGAUUUAUGUGAUUAACAGGUGGCAGAGAUGUAUAUACUAUUGCAUGCAAACGAAAGAAACGAAAUCUCAGGAAAUCGGCAGAUCCGAAUGUCAUGGCAUUUGUUUAAGAUGAUCGAGGAUCACCCGAUAUAAAACGAUCUUAGUGACACGGGCGAUGUAGUGAUCAUGCUUAACACAAACACUCGGUACGAGUGAAAAAUGUAUUAAGAAACGUUAACGCUUAUUUUACAAAACAAAUAUACACGUAUUCUUCGUAAUAGCGUUGACAUUUUAUUUUAUGCAUUUUAUCUCAUAAUGUCAUUCGAAAUUAUGUCAUCCUGCGAGGUCCUCGACUAACCCAUAUCAUUCCCUAACUAAAAGAUGCCCCCCCCCCCAAAAAAAAGUAUUGCACAGUGAUUUAUACGCUGCGAGAUAUUUAAUCAUUCCAUACUAAAAACACAGAUUAUACGUUUCCACUUUUGUUAAUUCUGUAAUUAUAUGUAUAUGUAUAAAUGCAGUACAAUAUAAACUGAUUACAAAAGCUGCGUUCCGACAUUCACUGUCAGUAUUGAAAAUCUAUAGUUCAUGUUACUAGAGAUUUUUAAUACUGGCAGAAUUUUUAAUACUGGCUGAAUAUCGGAACGCAGCCAAAGAACGAAUAACAAAAUAGAUAAAUGUCAAAGUUUACGGAGACAGUCAACAUGACACGUUCUUCUUAUCGUCAAAUAGAGAUCCUCAGCCAUCAAUUUAAGAAGCAUAAUCAAUUUAAGGAACUUGUAUAUCAACACGUGCUAUUUUUUUUAAAUAACGAUGAAGUUAUACGUAUGUGCGAAAAUAAUGACUUUUCCGAUAGUGAGUUUUGUUUCUAAAUAUUUGCGUUUCACACGAAAUAUAUUUAUCCUAACAAAUCCUGAGAACAGUGUGACGAGAAGUUAGAAGAAAUUAUGCAAGUUACGAGUAUCUUGCCAGCAACAAUUGCCAAAUUAUGUUUAAUGGAAAAUAAUUUAAACUGAGUACAUUUUUCUUCCUUUUCUUUUCUAAGAAAUGUUAAAACGUUUGUGAAAUAAAAUAUACGAUACAUUUCGUGAUAUAUUCAUGGAAAUUCGAGCCUUACUUAUAUUACUUGUAUAAUAAUUUCUCACAUUUUGCAUUAUUUAUAUAAUCAUUCUGUACAAUAUUCUCGAAUAAAUCUACGGACUGAUAUAACAAACGGUAUAUAUAAUUUUGGAAAUGUUUUUCUGCAAGUAUUGCAACGUAUGUAUAUAUUGAAGUUUCGCGAUAAGGAAAACAAAUAUAUUUUCUUAUAAAAUGUGAUUUCAGGAGGAUGUUCUGCGGCUGAACAAAAAAGAACGCUAUUCUAAAGUUAUGAUAUCUUCGCGUAUAAGUAUGAGAAGACAAAAAUGAGACGAUAAUACAUAAUUUCGUUUUAUAUAUGGUCUCUUGCUCGGAACGAAAUGGUUAUUUUCACACAAAUUGUAGAUUAAAUUUCAGCUGCGAGUUUCGGAUCAAACUUCGGUUUUUUACUAUUGAUGGAAAAUAUAAGAGUGCGCGCGAGAGAGAUAAAGGGAGGGGGAAAAUAAUUAUUAAAGAGGUUUAUAGGAAUAUAAUCCUCUCUUCCCCUUCUCCCCUCACACUAAUGAAAUCUAUGUGGGACACUUACAAUGCCGAUCACUGCAUAAUAAAUCUACGGACAUUUUACCGGUUUCAUGGAAUAAUAAUUCAGUUUCGCGAAUAAUUAUUGAGAAAAAACAUAGUGGUGUUGCGUCACUGUCGCGUCAUGCUGACGUCGAUACUUGUGAAAGGUAAGAGUUCACGAUCGAAUCACGGACGCAUCCAGUCCUUGCACGCUACCAUAUAUGUACAGAUAUUUUUGUCGUAGAUUAGAACGUGAAGUGAUCGCGAAUCUACGAAAAAGUGACGCGGAAGCAAGGCACCGUUGCUGUUUAUAAGUGUACGAGGGCAAAUACGAAAUUCUCGGGGACCUGUAUCUUGCGCUGCUGUGCAGCGAUAUGUACCUGUGCCGAUAAUUACAUCGGUAAGGAUAUACAGGUGCUGAUCAAUAAAUAAAAUGACUCGACAAAAUGGAGAACAUGAAAGGGAGCAGCUUGUCGUUUCAGCACACUUACGAAUAUGUACAUAAGUAACGGAAUGAUUUGUAAUCACUGUACAUGAAAUCACAGCACUUACAAAGCGUUAGGACGCGGCUGAAAGUUUCAUGUCGCACACUUGAAGAUCAACACGCAGCUGUUAAAUUGCGCGUCGUGCAAAACUAUAUUCGUUUCAACGAUAAUCAUCAUCGAAUCGCGACUUCUGUAGUGUUGCCUGCGAAAACGCUCUCAGGUUGGUGAAAACUAAUCCCAUCUAAAUUAAUCGUAGGCGAGACGAUAUACGCAUCUCUCAAUAAAGACUUGACGAACUGAAAAAAAGCGUGUGACCUAGUAAGUGUUUUACUUUGCAAGUGCCCGACUUUUACAUACAUUACGCAGUAUAUUCGCAAGUUUUCUUCUUUAAAAACAUCCGAGUGAACAUCAAAUACCUUGUAGCUUACGAUAGCGGACAUGUCUUUAACACGUGAAUCGAGGCGGUAAUAUCAAGAAAGGUAAUUGAAAUCGCGACUAAAGGUCAGAGCCGUGGGAGCAAGGGCAAUUGUACACCUAAAAAAAAAAAA
This is a messenger RNA of Dinoponera quadriceps, 6109 nucleotides long. Its product is annotated as odorant receptor 82a-like. The transcript is spliced from 5 exons. Gene Ontology annotation, molecular function: odorant binding; olfactory receptor activity. Gene Ontology annotation, biological process: detection of chemical stimulus involved in sensory perception of smell; sensory perception of smell. NCBI's taxonomy places the organism in Eukaryota, Metazoa, Arthropoda, Insecta, Hymenoptera, Formicidae. Gene Ontology annotation, cellular component: plasma membrane. The record is from RefSeq and is a predicted model, not a curated record. Bases 1 to 1320 code for a protein of 439 amino acids.